Molecule: messenger RNA, 1074 nt
Organism: Nanorana parkeri
Lineage: Eukaryota; Metazoa; Chordata; Amphibia; Anura; Dicroglossidae
Product: gastrula zinc finger protein XlCGF17.1-like
Exons: 1
Coding region: 1-1074 (357 amino acids)
Biological process (GO): regulation of DNA-templated transcription
Molecular function (GO): DNA-binding transcription factor activity, RNA polymerase II-specific; RNA polymerase II cis-regulatory region sequence-specific DNA binding
Source: RefSeq, a predicted model, not a curated record
AUGAUGAAUCCCAGAGGAGACAAGCUAUAUGAGUGCUCAGAGUGUGAGAGAAGCUUCAUUUCAAAGUCACUUCUUACAGUUCACCAGAAGAUUCAUAAUGAAGGGAAAUUAUUUGAUAAGACACAUGUUACUCAACAACACACUAGAGAAAAGCCAUUUAGAUGUUCAGAAUGUGACAAGUGCUUCGCACAAAAGGAAAGGCUUGCUGGUCACCAAAAACGUCAUACUGAAGAGAAACAAUUUAAAUGUUCAGAAUGUGACAAGAGCUUCAUAACUAAGGGAAUUCUUGCUAUCCACCAGAGGACUCAUACUGGAGAGAAACCAUUUAAAUGCUCAGAAUGUGAAAAGUGCUUUAGAACAAAGAUACAUCUCACUCGACACCAGAGGAUUCACACAGGAGAGAAGCCAUUUCUUUGUUCAGAAUGUGACAAGUGCUUCACAACUAAGAUACAUCUCACUCUACACCAGAUGACUCACACUGGUGAGAAACAAUUUAAAUGCUCAGAAUGUGACAAGUGCUUCACAACUAAGGGACAUCUUACUAAACACCAGAGGAUUCACACUGGAGAGAAGCCAUUUCGAUGUUCAGAAUGUGAUAAGAGCUUCACAACUAAGAGACAUCUUACUGAACACCAGAGGACUCACACUGGAGAGAAGCCAUUUCCUUGUUCAGAAUGUGACAAGGGCUUCACAACUAAGUACAGUCUUACUAGACACCAGAGGACUCACACUGGAGAGAAGCCAUUUAAAUGCUCAGAAUGUGAAAAGUGCUUCACAGUUAAGGGAAAUCUUUCUGCACACCAGAUGAUACACACUGGGGAGAAGCUAUUUCGAUGUUCAGAAUGUGACAAGUGCUUCACACAAAAGGCAAAUCUUACUGAGCACCAGAGGACUCAUACUGGAGAGAAACCAUAUAGAUGUUCAGAAUGUGACAAGUGCUUCACACACAAGGGAGCUCUUACUAUUCACCACAGGAUUCACACUGGAGAGAAGCCAUUUCGAUGUUCAGAAUGUGACAAGAGCUUCACAACUAAGAGGAAUCUUACCGUUCACCAGAGGAUUCACACUGGAUAG